Molecule: messenger RNA, 1598 nt
Organism: Ectocarpus sp. CCAP 1310/34
Lineage: Eukaryota; Phaeophyceae; Ectocarpales; Ectocarpaceae
Source: the annotation of a GenBank genome assembly
UGCUGCGCGCACUCUGCACUGUUCACACACCCCAGCCGUGCAUUGGAUCAUCUGCGUUUCCUAUCUCUCUCUCUCUCUUUCGCUUUUUCUUUCUCUCGAGAGACACGUCCAUCCUUACCACAACCUCUUGUGAAGGAAGGGACAGAGAGGGAGAGCGAGAGAGAGACAUAGAGGCGGCAUAGGUGCGCAGAAGAAGCGGAGCUUCGAUGGACGCAUCCGCGGGCAAGAACUUCGACCCUCAUCACGCCAGAAUCCUGGUCGUCGGGCCCAUGGCAGCGGGCAAGACAACUCUGGUGCAUUCCUUCUGCCACGGCGGCGUUGGGAAUGGCGUGCCAGGAAACAGGCUACCCACCGUCGGGUGCAGUGUCGACGUCAAGCUGCUCGCAGGAGGGCACCCGAACCGGUCCAUCGAGUUCUGGGACGUGGGCGGAAGACCCGACGCCGCCCUUGCUCGAGGCAUGUUCUUUGAAGGAUGCGAAGCGGCAGGGGUGCUCCUGGUAUAUGAUGUGUCUACCCCGAGGUCGCUGCGAGACCUACGCGUGUGGGUCGCCGAGCUCGACUCCGCCGGGAUCUCAGUUCUCGGCGAGAGCGACAACAACGGCCGCUCGAGUGCCACCGCCCCGUACGCGAGGAGCUUGAGGAGCACCGAACAUCCACCGUAUUUCUUCUCGGAAGGACUGACCGCCGACCUGGAAGGAGGAGGGUCUGGAACAGCAGCGGUAGGCGGCGGUAGGAUCCCUCUCAUGGUGGUCGGGGCCAAGGCGGAUACCGGAGAAGGCGUGCGGCGCGAGGGGGGGGCGCUAGCGUCGGAGCUCGGCGCCGGGCACGUGGCUGUGAAAGUGCGCUUCGAAACUGUCGAACGAGGAGGAGGCGUUAUUCGGCAGGUUCUUUAGAGAAGUCUUUCGACAUCACUCCGGCCUGCAGGCGCCGCCGCUGGGCGAAGGAAUGUCCGAGCGGUGGGAAGAGACGUACGAAAGCGAAGACUCGUAUUUCCCUUCGAGUGAGACGACGACGACGGCGGCGGCGGAUGGCGGCGGCAGAUCAACCCUUCAUACAUGCCAUCGUCCUUGGGGAAGCAGCCGGUGGGGGAGCGACCAACCACCAGGAAGCAAUCCACGACAAGAGGCUGGCAUUGGUUGUACAAGGAAAGGACACCCUGGCACUCGGGGCGACGAAGGUCGGGUUGAAGGGGAGGCGCGCGGAUGGGCUGGAGGUGGAGCAAGCACCGUAGGUGGUGGGCUGGUGUGGCCGGCGCACCGCGGCGCAUUGCCGUCUGCCGCGGCCGGACGGCGUCCGGCUCGAGACAAACAGUCCUGAAAUAGGGAUCGGGGUCGACAAUGGGUUGGUCUUGUGUGUGUUUUGGAGUAUUUACUCGUAGCACCAAGCACGGGAAGGUGUGGUUUUGUCUCUUGAUGCGCCCCCUAUGGCCAAAGGUGCCCCGUGUAUCGGUCUUGAAGUAAAUGGGUAUGUGGCACCAUGGCGCACUCCGAUGCUUCGCCGGCUGGAGUAUCUGGUCAAAGCGAGUUUCAAUGCGAACGAUGAGCGUGUGAGUGUUGUCUUGCGGCUUGCGUUCAUGGGCGUCAGCGAUCGUAACUGUU